AUGUCUACCGAGCCAAACAUGCGAGUCCGACGGUCGCAUAGAAAAUCGCGGAAUGGAUGCGUAGCAUGCAAACAACGCCAUGUCAAGUGCGACGAGAGGCGUCCAUCUUGUAUUAACUGCACCACUGCCGAUCGGGUGUGUUCCUUUCUACACUCGCGACCCCGCCGCCAUGUCGUCGAUGUGCAUCCUUCAUCCUCAUUGCCAACGCCGCCCACAGCCUUGACACCAUCAGCUUCGACGCCGUCAGCCUUGACACCAUCAGCCUUGACACCAUCAGCCUUGACACCAUCCGUUGCUUCCUUCCACUCAACUCUUCCUGCCCCAGAACAGAUUAACCUACAACACCUCAUGCUGCUUCAUCACCUUGAAAACGAAGUACUUAGGUCGCCUGACCCCAUUCUAAUCACAGGUGCCCAGAACGCUCAGCUCUGCUACGACGCUAUCUUCCAAUCUGCCAUCUCGGCACCCUACCUGAUGUAUGAGUUGCUGGCCUUUUCUGCGCUUCAUUGCAGCACGGUCUCCCACGAUGAUGCCGGCAAAACCAAGUACACCCAUCAGGCAGCCGAGCUCCAAACCCGCGCUCUAGCGCUCUUCAACGCGACAAAGCCGGAAGUGCGCAGCGAGAACUGCAUGGCUUUGCUUGUGUUCUCGUCGGUGCUUGGCAUGCACACGCUCUUCGACGCGGUGGCAUCGUACGAGGAUGUUCCCGACUUUCUAGACAAGAUCAUUCAUUAUCUUAAGCUGCAUCACGGUGUACGGGCCAUCACUAACCAGAGCUGGCAUGUGCUACGCAAUAGUGAAAUACAGCAUUGCAUCAAUUCAAUCGAGUCCAGUGACCAGGUAUACCAAAUGGAGAAUCCAGCGAGUCAGUGCGAUAGGCUGUCGAGCCUUCUCGAUGCCUGGCGCGACAAGCUUGGCCCGGGCCCGUACAAUGCCUGCCACGAGGCUGUCCGGUCACUAUGCUGGGCGUUCAGCUUACAUUCCUCUCUCCUUAAACCAUAUCCUUUGCAUAUAACCAUGGCCUGGCCAGUCAUGAUCUCCGUUGAAUUCAUCGAGCUUGUGGAGCAACGGCAGCCGGUGCCAUUGAUAAUCCUUGCCCAUUGGGCCAUGCUACUCCACUACGAGCGCGAAUUUUGGGUAUUUGGCGGCGCAGGUCGAGUCAUAAUAGAGUCCCUUUCUAGGUAUGUGGGCCCCUAUUGGGAUGAUUGGCUAGUUGCACCAAAAGAGGCAUUGGGCGAUAGACGAUAA
Truncatella angustata is the source of this 1248-nucleotide messenger RNA. RefSeq lists its product as uncharacterized. The coding region runs from base 1 to 1248 and encodes 415 amino acids. Gene Ontology annotation, biological process: regulation of transcription by RNA polymerase II. Gene Ontology annotation, molecular function: DNA-binding transcription activator activity, RNA polymerase II-specific; zinc ion binding. The record is from RefSeq and is a predicted model, not a curated record. Lineage: Eukaryota; Fungi; Ascomycota; Sordariomycetes; Amphisphaeriales; Sporocadaceae. The transcript has 3 exons.